AUGCAAUCCAACCGUCAACAAGGCGAUCGUCAGCAGCCAGCAUCGGGCUGGAUCAACCAACGGGGCCGACCCAGAGGCUCCAAUAUUCCCGUUCCCGCCAGACAAGCUGGUCCCCGCCGCUCGAUGGCCGCCAUGGCAUAUGACAAUGACUUUGGGAGGCUCGAAAGCCUCGGGGAAUUCGACCAAGAAAAUAUGUCCACUCCCGGAGGACCAUCUAACAGGCGACGUCCCACUACCGAGACUACGCCGCAGUAUAUACGAGAUCUGCAAAACCUCAUAGACUUCCGAAGACCUAGCGGGACUUACGAUCACACCGGCUCCGGUUGGUACAAUACCUUCGGGACUACCGUGCCGGAAGGGUCAGAUAUCCUAGAAAGUUUCGUUACUGGGCGGCCGCUUAGGGAUUAUCAGGGAAGGUUACCCCACAGGGCUUUCCCCAGUGAUAUCCUCGAUACUGAAUUCGAGAGGCCCAGCGCCAUUCCCGACCCGGACGAGAUCGCUCGGUUUGAGUCCUCUAUAUUCGACCCGAAUCGUCCACCAACCCGGGUACCUCGGUUUGACAGUGCCCCCGAAUCUAGUAUGCCAAGUACGCCGCCGGCUAUGCCUGCUGAGGAUAUAACAUACCGGCCAGAAUCCUUGUCGGCAAGACCUCCCACGCCCGACGCACCCGGUGUAUUCUAUCCGUCGGACCAUCUCAACGGACGUUGGCAUCGGCGCAAUCGGUUCAGCCAGCCCUUGCCCCCUAAUCGUCCUACUGUAUCCGACGAUAAGACCAUGCUUCCCUCGACAAGAUAUGAGCCCGCUGGCGAAGUAUUCGACCUACUAAAUAGAGCCUAUCCAUCUAAUGAAGGCCUCUCUGCCCACCCUAGAAUAUCUACCUCGUCUACCGACGAUAGUUCCGAGACCUUGCAUCCCGGACUCGGCACUCCAGUCAUGACUCCCACAUCCAGCGCGUCUGGCGUUGGUACCGACGCGAGCACCUUGCGGGCUAAUGCGGUACCCGAACAGACCGGGAAUCGAACCGCCGAGCAGAGCACAGACAACGGAAGUUCUAGUACCGCCGGCGGAAGUGGUGCGAGACUUGACAGCGGCGGCCGUCCCGCGCCUAUCCCUGUCACUAUCUCGAUAUCUAUCGAGUUUGAUGACAGCAUGUUUGAUAUCCGGGGCUACAAUGUCACUACGAAGCCGCGAAGUAAGCGGGAUUGA
Molecule: messenger RNA, 1206 nt
Organism: Daldinia vernicosa
Lineage: Eukaryota; Fungi; Ascomycota; Sordariomycetes; Xylariales; Hypoxylaceae
Exons: 1
Coding region: 1-1206 (401 amino acids)
Source: RefSeq, a predicted model, not a curated record